UGUCAAGUGGUUUGCACGCUUAUCGUCACAUUCUCUCUUUCCCCGUUAUCUGGCUUGGACACUAAGAUAUCUAGCACAAUGGCAGUGGUCAAUACGUCGCCCGAUAGACCAUAUCAUAUAAUUAUUUUUGGAGCAUCCGGUUUUACAGGUCAAUUCGUUGUGGAAGAGGUUGCCCGAACAUCAUCGGAGGGUCCAAAGGGAACCCUGAAAUGGGCAGUGGCUGGAAGAAGCAGACAGAAGCUAGAAAAAGUUCUGAAUCAGGCCUCUGAAGUUCUCGGUAAACCGGAGUUAAAAUCUGAAGUGGAUAUAAUUGUGGCUGAUGUUGGUGAACCGGAGUCCCUGGCUACCAUGUGCAAACAGGGAGUGAUUGUUCUCAAUUGUGUGGGACCAUACAGAUUCUAUGGUGAGCCUGUGGUCAAGGCAUGUGUGGAGAAUGGAGCACACUGUAUUGACAUAUGCGGAGAACCUCAGUUUCUGGAGGGGAUGCAGCUGAACUACGACAGCGAGGCGGCGGAGAAGGGAGUGUACGUUGUGGGAAGCUGUGGUUUUGACUCCAUACCAGCAGAUAUGGGUGUGUUGUACACCAGGGACCAGUUCAAAGGUACACUUACUGCAGUGGAGAGCUUUCUGACAGCCAGCAGUGGGCCUGAGGGCGGUUGUAUCCACGAUGGUACCUGGCAGUCUGCCAUUUAUGGCUUAGCAGACAGUCACAAACUCAGAAGCCUGAGGAAGAAGUUUGGCCAUAAGCCUCUUCCUGUAGUUGGAGCCAAAAUUAAAAGAAGGGGUGCUCUGUUCUUCAGUGAGGAGGUGCAGCAGUAUGCCAUUCCGUUCAUGGGCGCUGACCCGUCCGUGGUGAAGAGGAGCCAGCGUUUCCUUACGGAGGAGUAUGAGGAGAGUCCAGUUCAGUAUGGUGCAUAUGCUAGUGUGGGUGGAAUCUCAAACAUCAUCAAGCUGCUUUUUGCAGGUUUUAUGUUCAUGAUCCUGGUGAAAUUCAGCUUUGGCAGAAAUCUCUUGAUUAAGUUUCCCGAAUUUUUCUCUUUUGGCUUUUUCUCCAAAGCUGGUCCAACCAGGAAGCAGAUGGAGGGCUCCUCUUUCCGUUUUGCCUUUUUCGGAGAGGGUUACACAGAGGGUACGGACCCCUCCCAGGGAAAGCCCAACGCCAAGAUACGCACCCUAGUACAAGGACCAGAGGCUGGUUAUGUGGCCACACCUAUCGCCAUGGUCCAGGCGGCCAUCACUAUUCUUAAUGAGCCGCGACUCCUGCCCAAGAAGGGUGGCGUGUACACUCCCGGGGCGGCCUUUGCCAAGACCACGCUCAUCGACCGCCUCAACAAGCAUGGCAUCCAGUUCUCGGUCGUCUAAGUUCCAGACAGCUGACGAAGCUGGACCGGCCCAGGGUCAUGAGCCCUCUGCAUUUAGAAGCACUUAACCGUUUGCUUGCUCAGACAAGGCGAAAACAUAGUAACUACGCAGAGCUGUGUCACGCUAACCUUUGGUUUUUGGCCGUCUUCCACCUUUUUUUUAUUAUGGCUUGUAAUUGGUAGACUGUAUUUUUUUGUUGUUGUUUUUUUUUUUCUUUUCUUCCUGAUUUUGAGUAGCAUAAUCUUUGCUAGUACGGUUUAGAUGCUGAUGCCGUGAGUACAGUAGCACCUUCUCCUGUGCAGCACAAGAUCA
Molecule: messenger RNA, 1674 nt
Organism: Chanos chanos (milkfish)
Lineage: Eukaryota; Metazoa; Chordata; Actinopteri; Gonorynchiformes; Chanidae
Gene: sccpdha.1
Product: saccharopine dehydrogenase a, tandem duplicate 1
Exons: 12
Coding region: 79-1362 (427 amino acids)
Biological process (GO): glycolipid biosynthetic process
Cellular component (GO): lipid droplet; plasma membrane; mitochondrion
Source: RefSeq, a predicted model, not a curated record